Messenger RNA from Zasmidium cellare ATCC 36951, 729 nucleotides. RefSeq lists its product as uncharacterized. The record is from RefSeq and is a predicted model, not a curated record. The transcript has a single exon. The coding region runs from base 1 to 729 and encodes 242 amino acids. NCBI's taxonomy places the organism in Eukaryota, Fungi, Ascomycota, Dothideomycetes, Mycosphaerellales, Mycosphaerellaceae.
AUGCUUGCCGGCCUGGUGGUCGGUAUCAUACUGGGUGUUGUUGCUGCUUGCAUUCUGAUUGCUAUAAUGUUGCGAUACUUUGAUCUUCGAAAACGACGCAAGACGACACAAAUAUUCCAUGUUCCACCAUCCACAUCACCUCGCUCCUUAGGAUCGCCCCAUUACUCUGGAUUUCGAACACCUGCCAUGGCAGAAGUGCCACCCGCAAUCCCUGUUGUUCCUCACGCAUAUCAGAACUUCGCGUCAGAAAUCCCGGCUCCGUUCAUCCCAGAAGCAGAACCAACAACUCCACUAUCCGAUAUGUUCUCGCCAUACACCAACACCACAACCCCGUUCUCCGACCUUGUCAACCCGAUCAUUCGAGACGCAGCAGCCAAAAAGCCGCAGGUAUCUGACGAACCUAACACCGCAAUCUCCCGGCGUGCGACUGAGCUGCAACUCACGUCGGCACCGCCGUCACCAGUAUCGCCAAUGUCACAGUCAAGCUCCAGGCCGUUUUCUCCGCUGACGGUCUCGUCUGCGCGAGAAUCGAUUUGCGAGACACCCGUCGUGAAGACGGCUGUGGCCUUGAAUGUCUCCAGAGAGUCCUUGCACAGAACCUCCAUGUAUCGAAUCGACAAUGAGCAAUCGACCCAUCUCCAAGCACCUGAGACAGCGUUCAUACCGUACAGGUCGCCGCAGCAAACACGUCAGACGGAGUACUUCCCGUACAGACCGCCACAAGAAUGA